UUGAGUGUGUGUUUAAGUGCACAGUUUCAACCGUCACGUGCGCAAUGAGGGGGAAGAAGAGCGUGUGUGUCUAAUAGGUUAUUAUGUGAGAAGAGAAUGGGAGAGUUGGGAGAGUUGGAGCUGGAGCUCCUCCAGGGAAACCAGGAGAAACAUAUCUCUCUGUUAAAGAACUUUGUGGCGGGAGGAGCGGGAGGAGCUUGCCUUCUGUUCGUGGGACACCCGCUCGACACAAUCAAGGUGCGGCUACAGACCCAGCCCAGAGUGCCCAGCCAGGAUGUCCUCUACAAAGGUGCUUAUGACUGCUUCCUAAAGACUGUCUCCAAAGAGGGACUUCUUGGGCUGUACAAGGGGAUGGGGGCCCCCCUAGCCAGCGUAGCUCCUAUGAUGGCCAUUAGUUUCUUUGGGUUCGGACUGGGAAAACAGCUGUUGCAACCAGACUCCACUAAGACACUGAUGCCUACCCAACUGUUUCUCUCAGGCUGUCUAGCAGGUGUUUUCACUACAGUGAUAGUGUGUCCUGGAGAAAGGGUCAAGUGUUUACUACAGGUGCAGGCCAGCGGGGGCAGCAGGCAGCGGUAUGCAGGUCCUCUGGACUGUGCUCUCAAGUUGUAUAAAACACAAGGCAUCCGCUCCAUCUACAAAGGAACAACACUCACACUCAUCAGAGACGUGCCUUCUAAUGGUGCCUACUUCAUGGCUUAUGACUUCCUGAAACACAAAAUGACAGCUGAGGGUGAAAGUGUGUCCCAGCUCAGCACUCCAAAGAUCCUCCUUUGCGGUGGCAUAGCGGGCAUCUGUAACUGGAUUGUGGGACUUCCACCCGACGUACUCAAGACCAACUUCCAGACAGCUCCAGACGGGCGGUACAGGGGAACAGGUCUGGUAGAUGUACUGCGGGAGCUGCUUCGUGACGAGGGGCCCAGAGCACUCUAUAAAGGAUCCAACGCCGUGUUCCUCAGAGCCUUCCCUGCCAACGCGGCCUGUUUUCUAGGGUAUGAAUUGGCGUUAGAGUGUCUAAAUUGGCUGGCUCCCACCUGGUGAAGUCUCCUGCUAUGACCUGUCAUUAAGAGGUUGUAACCUGCAUUGACCUGUCGCUGUCUUCAGACUGGACUCUUCUCUUGACCUCAGUUUCAUGCUUCCCAAAUGGCACACUAUUCCCUAUAUAGUGCACUACUUUUGCCUAGGGCCUGUAGGUAAUAGGGCUCUGGUCAGUUUUGCACUAUAUAGGGAAAGUAGUGAACUAUAUAGGGAAUAGGGUGAUGGUUUUUGUUGUUGUAUUUAACCUUUAUUUAACUAGUCAUGGUUUUUCAUGACAACAACAAUGUGAAUUCUUGUCCUCCUUGUUGUUAAUGUGGUUCUAAAAAUAUAUUCACUGAUGUUUCAGUUUGACAUCUUGUCCUGUUUCGGUUUGACAUCUUGUCCUGUUUCAGUUUGACAUCUUGUCCUGUUUCAGUUUGACAUCUUGUCCUGUUUCGGUUUGACAUCUUGUCCUGUUUCAGUUUGACAUCUUGUCCUGUUUCGGUUUGACAUCUUGUCCUGUUUCAGUUUGACAUCUUGUCCUGUUUCAGUUUGAUAUCUUGUCCUGUUUCAGUUUGACAUCUUGUCCUGUUUCGGUUGAUAUCUUGUCCUGUUUCAGUUUGACAUCUUAUCCUGUUUCGGUUGAUAUCUUGUCCUGUGAUUCACGUCUUGUUGAAGAGAAGUUUAAACGCACAGUGAAAUAAUGACAAUCAUGAUAUUUAUUUAAGGGGAUGAUUUUUACAUAUUUCUGUGAACCUAAGGUUGUGUCUAAAAGGCACCUGAUAAUAGUGCACUAUAUUUAUAUUCAUUAUUCAUUGUUAAUAGUAACAAUAAAGACGUGUUUGAAUGUUGAAGAUUUAAAACAAUUUUUUUAAAUGCCUUCAUUUGUUUAUUGACCAAUUUAGGGGUUUUGAUGUACAUUUUAAAUGUGAUAUAAUGUGAUAUAAUUUGAUUAAUUUGGACAAUUAAUCAAAUCCAUUUAUGAGCAAUCCAGAUUUAUCUCAGAACAGGUUUUAUACAUUUGUUUGAAUAAAGUGUAAUUUGCCAAAUAUGACAUUGCUGUGUCUAUUAA
This is a messenger RNA of Oncorhynchus tshawytscha (Chinook salmon), 2089 nucleotides long. RefSeq names its product mitochondrial carnitine/acylcarnitine carrier protein-like. The record is from RefSeq and is a predicted model, not a curated record. Gene Ontology annotation, cellular component: mitochondrial envelope. Gene Ontology annotation, biological process: carnitine transmembrane transport; mitochondrial transport. Gene Ontology annotation, molecular function: O-acyl-L-carnitine transmembrane transporter activity. NCBI's taxonomy places the organism in Eukaryota, Metazoa, Chordata, Actinopteri, Salmoniformes, Salmonidae.